This is a messenger RNA of Brassica oleracea var. oleracea, 890 nucleotides long. Its product is annotated as bis(5'-adenosyl)-triphosphatase. The transcript is spliced from 5 exons. Gene Ontology annotation, molecular function: catalytic activity. The record is from RefSeq and is a predicted model, not a curated record. Lineage: Eukaryota; Viridiplantae; Streptophyta; Magnoliopsida; Brassicales; Brassicaceae. The coding region runs from base 58 to 648 and encodes 196 amino acids.
GAAGAAAGAGGGAAAGGUGUAACAGUGACUCAAAAUGGCGAUGGAGGCGGAGCUGAGAUGCUGAAGCUACAAGUAAGCGGGAAGGCGAUCUUGUCCACUGUUCGCUGUCGGAGACAGGCAAGAGUAAGCGGGGAGGCGAUCUUUUCCUGUGUUCGUUGUCGGAGAGAGAUGUCGACUUCUUCUUCCUUCGUCUUUGGGCCUUACAAGAUCGAUCCGCGUGAAGUGUUUUACGCAACUCCUCUCUCGUACGCCAUGGUUAAUCUCCGACCCCUUCUUCCUGGUCAUGUUCUUGUCUGCCCGAGACGCCUUGUGCCGCGCUUUACUGAUCUCACAGCUGAUGAGACCAGUGACCUUUGGCUUACUGCUCAGAAGGUUGGCUCUCGGAUUGAGACCUUCCACAAUGCAACUUCUCUCACGUUAGCCAUCCAAGAUGGCCCUCAGGCGGGACAGAGUGUUCCUCAUGUGCACAUUCAUGUCUUGCCUCGUAAAGGUGGCGACUUUGAGAAGAAUGAUGAGAUCUAUGAUGCAAUUGAUGAGAAGGAGAAGGAACUUAAGCAGAAGCUUGAUCUUGACAAAGACCGUGUUGAUAGGACCAUCGAGGAGAUGGCUAACGAGGCUUCACAGUACCGGUCUCUUUUCGAUUGCUAGUUAUGAGCAAAAGCUAUCCAUUGGCUUCCAAGCCUUUUCAAUAAGACCAUUGUGACGAGCGACCCUCAAGUUGAGGUUGAUGUUAGAGACUUCAAUUCAAACUUGUAAUCUCUUUCUUAUGCCACCAAAACUGAGAAUCAUCGAAAUGUUUUAGUUCUGGGUGACAUUUAUUGUUAUUAUUAGAAUCAACUAUUUGUUUAUUUGAAGAACCAACAUGUAUGAAAUCUUGUUUCCACAACUUA